AUGGACACAGAAACUGGUUACAACACAAACCGAAUUCCUUCCUCGACUCUCUUUCGUAAACCGGUUGGCUCAAUCGAUUGGAGUGUAGUCUCUGACGCAUCGAGUUUUAACCUAUACAUGGAGAAUGUUAGUCUCUAUCGAGAACAUGAAAUCAUUUGGUUAGCAGAUGCGUUAAAAUUGGAUGAAACACAUAGAUCGAACGAAUUGGUUAGCCAAAUACCCGAAACAAACUCGGUUGUUUCCCUUCUCCCGGUUAUGGAAUCACAAGACUCUGAGUGUGAUGAUGACAUCAAAGGAGAAGAACACAAAAUUUCAGUUGCAUCCGUUAAACAAGAUGAAGAACAAGAAGAAGUAGAAGAUGUUAAGGAAAUUAUACAAGACGAUCCAAGCAUUUGUUGUCGUUCAGACAGGAGCAACAACAGUAUCUCUUCUUUCACAUUCCCAAUACUGCAUAAUGAAGAUGGAAGUGUCAAAACGCCGACUAUGGAAUCCAGACGGAACUUUUUUGAUAAGCGGCUGGAACUGUCUCAUCAGCCGCGUUCGCAGCCACAAUUUUACUUCAUCCCAUCAACUCAUACGCCGAAUCACCUACCGCCACAAAGGAAGUCGUCGUUUUCAAAGCAAGCCUCUGAAACGCAAUCGCAAAAAGCUUUUCGGAACCGCUGGUUCUCUUGCUUUUUUGGUCCAUUUUAA
Messenger RNA from Eutrema salsugineum, 693 nucleotides. RefSeq lists its product as uncharacterized. The transcript has 2 exons. NCBI's taxonomy places the organism in Eukaryota, Viridiplantae, Streptophyta, Magnoliopsida, Brassicales, Brassicaceae. The record is from RefSeq and is a predicted model, not a curated record. Bases 1 to 693 code for a protein of 230 amino acids.